UUCAACGUUCGAUUGCACUCAAUAGAAGAAAAUAUAAACAAAAAAUAAAUAACAAAUGGAAAAUUCAUCAGAAACAAUUUUUUUUCGUCAAAAAAAAGUGGAAAUUGUUGUAACAAUCGAUUUCUCAUUGACAUCAGUAAAAGAACUUGAAAAUUCGAUUAAUAAAAAAUCGAUUUUUAAUCGAAAAGUUGAAACUUUUAAUUAUUUCAAAGAAAUCUAAAGAAAAAAUUGAUUUUUCAAUUUUUUAAAACUCAUUUUCAACAUUCAAUCGCCCCCAAUACAACAAAAUAUAAACAAUAACUCCAAAUCCACCAUAAAACUCCCCAAAAAACCUCUAAAUUAUUAUUAAAAAUCAGUCUGCCACUGACACCACUGAAACCCCUAAAAAAUUCACCUCGAAAAACGUAAAAAAAUUCCCUAAAAACCAUAAAGAAGGUGAGGGUUCUCCCCAGCAUCUGCCCCAUCCAACCCAUAACAAUUGAAAACGUCGUAGCUAAAAGCAAACGGUACAAAACACAUGAAGCCCCAGGUACCCGGCGACCGAGACCGUUUCGGAAUAAGGGAGUGGUAUGAAGUGAAAAUACGUGUAGUAGUGGGGGAUUACGAGGCGCACGACUUGACGGGGGUAACAGAUGCUCGUGACGUGAUUGGCGGACGGCUUGCGACGGUUCCCGUACCAUUGGAGGUUAACGGGGGCCCUGUGGGCCUGCAUUGGACGCGCAGCACGUGCGGGCCACCUGCAAGUGACGCUGGUGGGGACGAAUGGUUAUAAAUGCGAGGGAGCGUCCUGGUGCCAGUCAGAGACCGGCUAGCAGCCGACACUAGCGCAUUAAACCUUUCCACCACCUCCGCUCCUCGACUCUUUAAAAUUCCGUUCUCCCCGACGAAUCGUGUGAACGUUAACCGAGAAGUCCUCGAGGUGCGAUUAACCGAGUUAAUCAUAAACAAUUAAAUGUUUAUCGAAGUGACAGUGAAUUAUUAAAAAAUUGUGAACAAGUAAAAACAAAUUUUGGAUUUUAUUACUUUUGAGUGAAGUGAGUACGCAGAUAUCUGUUGUCUCCCGAUACCCAGGAUUACGGUGGGACAACUGCUGUCGUACAGAGUUUUAAAUAAAUAAUAAACCUGCGAUAAUGUUCGUCGACGAGAUGCCACGAAGCUUCGUCAAGAAGAACAACAGCUACAGCCACUGUCCCCUGAAGAAGAGGCCAGUGCAGCUGACGGUGUACGACGACGUCGCGGAAUCAGUAAAAGACGAGAUAAUCGACGUCGUCACCGACGACAUUCCCGAACCGGAGAACCUCAGCACGAAACCGGAGGAUCUCAGUAAAUCAGCUCCAAAGCGUCGAUCAGCCUCACGUUCCCCGUCGCCAGUACCUCACAAGCACAUUCACGUCGACCAGGAAAUUCCGUCGUCAUCGUCGGCGUCAAUCUACCCACCGCGACCGACGACGCCGCCCGUCGGUAUCGCUCCGGUUCAUCCGCUAGUGAAGAAGGAACGAGUGGAGGUGAUUCAGCACGACGGGGCAGUGCCAACGGGUGCGAUGCACUUGAUGGGGUCGAAACCACCCUUAGGUCCACUCAACCUUAACACCCCAGUGGAGCCAGUGGCACAUUAUGCCACCCCAGCGUGGACGCGGACAGCGCCGAUGUAUCCGCCGCACUAUUUACCGUAUCCUUCCUAUCGUUUCCAUCAUCCUGGUGCUGAGCUGUACCCAUCCUACCCCCUGCCAGCCUAUCCUCACUCCCCAGAUCACCCCGCGUCAUCGCCACCCCCAAUGCAGCACUCAGCCCUCACCUGUCCGACGAUCCAACGUCCAAUAGCCAGGAGUUAUGCGCACUGGGCAGCUUCGAGUCCAGAUCACUGUGGGCUAUCGCCAACGAGCUCCGUGGGGUAUUCAUCCCUUCGUUCACCACCCCCAGUCACCCCAGAGGAUCUGUCAUCACCCGGAAGUGACAGCGGACGAUCGUCAGCUGGCAGCACAUCAGCCGGAUCCACGAUCUUGAUGAAAAUUGAGAACAAUACGAGCCCCAUCACCAACAGCUCCACCAAUCAGACGACAGCAUCACCCAGGUACCAGUGCCCGGACUGCGGUAAAUCAUACUCCACGUACUCGGGUCUGUCCAAGCAUCAGCAGUUUCACUGCGCCGCCGCUGAGGGACAGACGAAGAAGUCAUUCUCCUGCAAGUACUGCGAGAAAAUUUACGUCAGUCUGGGUGCGUUGAAGAUGCACAUCAGGACUCAUACGCUACCCUGCAAGUGCCAUCUCUGUGGUAAGGCAUUCUCAAGGCCUUGGCUACUCCAAGGACACAUCAGGACACAUACUGGGGAGAAACCCUUCAGCUGUCAACAUUGUAAUCGAGCUUUUGCUGACAGGAGCAACCUCAGGGCACAUCUCCAGACUCACAGCGAUGUCAAGAAGUACUCCUGCACUUCAUGCAGCAAAACGUUCAGCAGAAUGUCGUUGCUUACGAAACAUCAGGAGGGCGGAUGUCCUGGUAUGAAUGUUCCCAUUGGUUAUGGAUGUUAAGUCGCGAUAUUUUCGUCCUGAAGUGCCUUAACGUGGAAUUUCACGAUAGACUGAAUUUACGAGGAGUACAAAUAUUAAUAUAUUUUAUAUUUUUUAUUGUAAAUGCCACUGGGUAAAUGGGAAAAUCGAGAUUUUCUUUGUUGGGAGCAGAUGGGGGUUGUACUUAGUCGAGGGAUUUUUUUUUUUUUAUUUAAAAUUGAAUUUUUUAAGGGAAAAUUUUACCACCGCAGGACGCGGUACCGUGAAACCUUUAGUGCCAUGAGUUGAGGUCUUAUGUCAGUUCCAUUCCUUUUGCUUAUUAAUUUAUGUUAAUUGUAACGUCGGUUAAGUUGCGGCGGUGAGGGUAGUGGGGUGAAAUGUAUAUAAUAUUUCGUAGAAAGCACGAGCCGCAUGGGAUUAUCGAUUGCUGGGGAGGAAAUUAUUCACUUUUGAUUGAGUUACUCGAACAUACUAGUCAUUGUACAUAAACACAAAGAUUAAGGAGUGUGUGUUUGGCGUGUGUGCGCAGGGAAAGUUAAGGGGAGUCAGUAAAGUGGUUAAUUGGAGGGCUCAUUAGCGGGGGGGAUACGAUUUUUCAGAGAAAUAUUGCGCGGACUCAGGGCGAGUACCACUAUAAUUUUUAUAUAAGAGUUUUUUUGUAAAGAAAGUAAAUAUCAACUGGCAGCGACAGAGGAUGUGUUCUAUAUAUUAAAUAUUUUAUACGAAAUAAAUAAUUUUCAAUUGAAUUUGUUAAGUGUUAUUUUGAGUGAGUUGUCCUGGUACCCUAUUUUCGGAUGUGUCGAUUUUUCGAGUGGUGUUUUGACAUGUGUGAGGGGGUGAUACAAUGGAGG
This is a messenger RNA of Diachasmimorpha longicaudata, 3358 nucleotides long. RefSeq names its product zinc finger protein SNAI1-like. The coding region runs from base 1131 to 2528 and encodes 465 amino acids. Gene Ontology annotation, biological process: regulation of DNA-templated transcription. Lineage: Eukaryota; Metazoa; Arthropoda; Insecta; Hymenoptera; Braconidae. Gene Ontology annotation, molecular function: DNA-binding transcription factor activity, RNA polymerase II-specific; RNA polymerase II cis-regulatory region sequence-specific DNA binding. The record is from RefSeq and is a predicted model, not a curated record. The transcript has 2 exons.